This is a messenger RNA of Drosophila kikkawai, 2499 nucleotides long. Its product is annotated as oligopeptidase A. Gene Ontology annotation, biological process: proteolysis. Lineage: Eukaryota; Metazoa; Arthropoda; Insecta; Diptera; Drosophilidae. Gene Ontology annotation, molecular function: metalloendopeptidase activity. The record is from RefSeq and is a predicted model, not a curated record.
AGCACCGGCCGUCAGGCGUGUUGUGUAAACGCUGUUCCUUGCCUUUUUCUCCAUUUCUUGGAAAAUCCGGAGCACACACUCCGGAAUUGAACAUAUCCGGUACCAAAGGACAUGCUGAACCUCCUGCGACGACGCCCGGCGCCAGUGCCCCUCAUCCGGGCCGCGCUUGGCGCUCCCCUCCACACAUCCGAGAACCGGCCGGGCUACAUAGUGCUGGUGCCGGAGAUUGGGGAGGAGGGCACGCUGGGCGAGGGCGUGCUCAAGCCAGACGGUCUACCGGCCUUCAGUGACAUCACUAUCGAGAUGUGCCUGGGCGCCAUCGGGCAGCAGGCCUCGGCGGUGGAGAAGUCCGUGAAGGCGCUGGAAAGCGACCUGCAGGGUGGCAGGCAACUGGACGCCGCCGGAAUCUUUCGGGAGCUGGACGCCGUAACUGGACCGCUGGAGACGACCUGGGGCGUGGGCAAGGCUCUGUAUUUGGGCAACUCCACGCUUAUUCCCACCAAAUCCUACAUGAACAUCCACGAGAGGGCGCGAAAUGCGCGGGCAGCAAAGUUCUGCAACCCCACAGUCUACAAGGCACUCCAGGAGGCCACAUUCGUCGCCGGAGCGGACGAGCAGCGGCUGCGGCAGAAGUUCCUGCUGGAGGGCAAGCUGAACGGCCUGACGCUGGAUAAGGAUAAGCAGGACGGGCUCAAGGAGUUGCUCACACACCUGGGUCGCGAACGGGCCAGUUUCAAGAACAAGGUCAACAUGGCGGUGCACUCGUUCGGUCAUGUGGUGGCCGACUUCAACCUGGUACGGGACUUUCCACCCGCUCUGCUCGAGGCCACUGCUGUCGACUCCAGCCAGCCGCUGGAGGGCCCCUGGAAGAUCACACUGCAGCCCCAGGUGGUCGACGGUUUCCUCAAACACUGCCCGGAGCGGCUGCAGCGCUGGAAUGUGUGGCGAGCAAACGUGCUGAAGGCCUCCUCGCAGCAGAGCAAGGCCCUGGAGACCAGCACGCACCUGGAGAAGAUCCGCGGACUGCGUCAGCGGCAGGCAAAUCUUCUGGGCUACGCCAACUUUGCGGAAAUGUCCAUGCAGACCAAAAUGGUGGGCAGCGUGGACAACCUCAAGCAGAUCUUUGCCAAGCUCCUCAAGUUCUCCGGCCCGGCUCAAAGUGUGGAGCUGGAGAAGCUGCAGACCUUUGCCCAGGACAGCGGCUGCGACUACAAACUGGAGGCCUACGACGUGGCCUACUGGCGACGCAAGCAGUUGGCGGCGGAGCACGGCCUGCAGGAGCAAAAACUCAGCGAGUUCUUCCCACUGCCCAGGGUUCUCUCUGGAAUGUUUGCGCUAAGCGAAAAGCUCUUUGGUAUCCAGAUAGUGGAGCAACCCAAGGCGGAGGUCUGGCAUCCUGCUGUCAAGUUCUACGAUGUCUUUGAUGCGGACUCCUCCAACAGCUCCACGCCUGUGGGUGGCUUCUAUGUGGACUGCUAUUCCAAGGAGCACAAGUUCGGCCGGAACAACGGCUGGAUGGUGGGCAUAAGGAAUAGCAACAGGACAGCCGGUCUUACUCCCCUCUGCGCUCUAAUCUUUAACUUCUCGGAACCACCACAAGGUUCACCCGAGAGCAGGCCGCCCCUGCUGUGCUACGAUGAUCUCCAGAUGGUCUUCAAGACCUUUGGCAGCGGACUGCAACACCUGCUCACCCAGGCGGGCUACAGCGAUCUGGCCGGCCUCUCUAACAUCGAGUGGGAUGCCUCGCAGGUGUCGGGACAUGUCAUGAGCAACUUCCUGGACGAUCCCACGGUAAUUAGGAGUCUUUCUGGCCACUUUAGCACUGGUGAGCCUCUUGAAGCUGGACUCUCCCAGAAAAUGCGCCUGCUGAAGACCCAACUGGCCGGUUAUAAUCUCUGCCAGGACCUGUAUCUGGCCGAUCUGGACGUGGAGCUGCACCGUUCGAACGCCUUCUGGCUGCAGAUUGUGCGCAAACUGUGGCCCGUGUAUCAUUGCAUGCCGCUGGACAAAAUGGACGCCCAUCCCUGCUCGCUCACCGACAUCUUUGCCGGCGAUUGGGCAGCGGCACAGUUCAGCCAUUUAUACUCCCGCCUGAUAGCCGCUGACAUCUCCAGCAGCUUUGCAGAACAGCGCAGUGAGGAUAACUAUGCGGCAGUUGGACGACGCUACAAGCAGACCUUCCUAAGCUCGGGCGGUUCAGUGCCCACGGCGGAGGUGUUCCGCCGCUUCCAGGGUCGCGAUCCGUCUGGUGAGGCCCUGCUCAAGUCCCUGGAUAUAUUCGUACCCUCGCAGACCACGGAUAGCAAUUGAGGGUCAGGGUCUCUGACCUAAAACGUUAUCUUUGGUGGUGGAUUGUCAGCUCUGAUAAGCCUGAUCGAUGGCCGCCGGAGGGUGGAGAGUAAUGCUUGUUGUAUUUCUAGCAAUUGUACUAUAUCUGUAGGUUUGAAAUAUAAUUAUAUUAUAUUUUGUUGAAUAUUUUCUAAUUCGACGCCCAUUAAA